AUAUCUUGAGCUUGGUGAUUGCUCAAUUAGUAAUGAAGCUAUUGAGAAGAUAACCAGCAACUAUACUAAUUUGAAAUAUCUUAGUUUGAAAAGGUGUAGAAGGAUUAGUAAUAAAGUGCUGAAAAAACUCAAUCCAAAAAUUAAAAUCGAAUGUCCAGAUUAUUCUGAUGAUGAAUUCUCUGAUUCUGAUUUACCUUCACUUAUUCCAAUUUUUACUAGUAGACAAAAUAGAAUAGCUAUAACUAGGUCCUUUAGAGACUACUAUUUGAGUUAUACAUCAGAUGAAACAGAUCUUAUUUCUGCAAUUGUUAAUUAUCUCAGAGAGAAUUCUCCAACGCAAGAAAAUUCCAAUUAUGGAAUACAUGAUCCUGUUGAGAAUCUCUAUGGGGAUGUAAUAGGUGAAAUAAAAUGUUUAAAUUUGCAAUUUUGCUAUAAAGGAAAGUGGCAAAGUUUAGAUGGUACUGAAAUGCAUGAAGCAAAAAUAAGCUUUGGAUAUUCUCCCAAAACCUAUAUCUGCCAUGCUAAAAUUGUAAUCGAUGGUAUGAGUAUUCCAUUAAUUGAAGAAAAUAGUAAUAAAACUAGCUCUAGUAAAAAUAACUUAUCUCAUUCUGAAACAAAAAUCAAUAAACCUGAUCUAAAUUUAGAAAAGUUUAUAGAUAUGUUUAAGAAAUUAUCUAUAGAGACUAAUUUAUCUAGUUCUGAUUCAGAAUCCAUGGGUUCAGACUGGUAUGAUCUUGAUCUAAAAAAACCCUGA
Scutellospora calospora is the source of this 754-nucleotide messenger RNA. NCBI's taxonomy places the organism in Eukaryota, Fungi, Glomeromycota, Glomeromycetes, Diversisporales, Gigasporaceae. The record is from the annotation of a GenBank genome assembly.